Messenger RNA from Wasmannia auropunctata (little fire ant), 765 nucleotides. Its product is annotated as putative nuclease HARBI1. The record is from RefSeq and is a predicted model, not a curated record. Bases 22 to 696 code for a protein of 224 amino acids. The transcript has 2 exons. Lineage: Eukaryota; Metazoa; Arthropoda; Insecta; Hymenoptera; Formicidae.
AUCGUGUAAUGUACCGCUGUAAUGCGGGGAUUUGAAGAAGUUAGUGGAUUUCCAAGAACCAUUGGGGCCAUUGAUGGCACCCACAUCCGUAUUGAUGCCCCAAAGGAGAAUCCCGCUGAUUACGUAAAUCGCAAAGGAUUUCAUUCGAUUCAGUUACAGUUGAUUUGUGACCAUAGAACCUUAAUAACACAUUGCUACACUGGUUAUCCUGGUAGUGUCCAUGAUCAAAGAGUUUUUCGACACUCAGAAGUACCAGACUUUUUAAAUGACGAACAGAAGUUUCCUAUGGACAGCCAUAUUUUGGGUGAUGCUGCAUAUGAACUGCAUCACCACCUGCUUACCCCCUUUCGAGACAAUGGCCACCUGAAUGAAAGACAAAAAAAUUACAAUUAUCGACAUUCAGCAGCAAGAGUAGCAGUAGAGAGGUGCAUUGCUUUAUUAAAAGGACGCAUGAGAAGCUUAUUACAUUGCUUACCAAUGUCGAGAGUCGACUUGAUGGCAAAAUAUAUUGUAGCAUGUUGUGUAAUUCACAAUAUUUGCACAUUGCGAGGAGAUGAAAUAGAUGUUGUCUUACUACCUUCACUUUCAGAAGAAAAUGUGACAGACAGUGUUUUACAUCAAUCAAGGCAGAAUAGGCAGAAUAUUGGGGUUCACAAAAGAAAUUUGAUUAUGGAUAAUUUGAUAGUUUGUGGAUAGUUUGUAGAGUCUGUGGAUAUUCUGUGUGAUUGUGCAAUAACAAUGUAACUAAAAUAUGCUUAGCAGAAA